Messenger RNA from Anneissia japonica, 593 nucleotides. Its product is annotated as cysteine and glycine-rich protein 1-like. The transcript is spliced from 4 exons. Gene Ontology annotation, biological process: sarcomere organization; muscle tissue development. NCBI's taxonomy places the organism in Eukaryota, Metazoa, Echinodermata, Crinoidea, Comatulida, Comatulidae. Gene Ontology annotation, cellular component: nucleus; Z disc; cytoplasm. Bases 45 to 578 code for a protein of 177 amino acids. Gene Ontology annotation, molecular function: actinin binding; structural constituent of muscle. The record is from RefSeq and is a predicted model, not a curated record.
GAGUUUACUAAUGAAUAUUUGGCUUUUUUUGACAGUGAAUCAAGAUGGCACCUACUUAUUGCUUUGCUUGUAAAAAGGCAGUGUAUGCUGCAGAGGAGAAGAAGAAUGCUGGAGUAAGCUUUCACAAGUUCUGCUUUAAAUGUGUACUAUGCAACAAGAGGCUAGAUUCGACCACUGUAACUGAGCAUGAAAAAUCGCUCUAUUGCAAGAACUGCCAUGGUAAAAAGUAUGGUCCCAAGGGGGUUGGAUUUGGUGGUGGUGCUGGAACAUUGAGCAUGGAUAGUGGAGAGCGACAUGGCCUUGAAAAGGAUCCAUCCAAGAUGAGUGGAAGUGGCAUUGCUUGUGCCUAUGUAGCUUCAGAUAUGUCUGUAACUCCUGCAGGACCAGGUCAGAAAGCUUGUCCACGAUGCGGAGGUGCUGUCUACCCAGCUGAGGAAGCUGUAGGUGCUGGCGGAACUUGGCACAAGAAAUGUUUCAGAUGUUGCAACUGUAAGAAAGGCUUGGACUCAACAAACUGCUGUGAUAGGGAAGGUGAAAUAUUCUGUAAAGGUAAGUACAAUAAAGUAUACAGUAAUUGAAUAAAACAGUUUUUU